UACUGUUCGUAAAAACAUAAAAUACACUACAAGUACUUGUACAUACUCAGUGUAUCAGGCCGCACUCAGAUAAGUCAGGAGUCAAAGGUGCAAUAAAAACUAUUGUCUAUCCUUAGCAUAUAAUAUCGAUCAUCCAUCAUGUUUUCACAAGUUUUCAUCCGACGAUCCCUUCAUACAACCCCCCGUCUUCUGUCUACCGCUUCGGCUCUCGAAGUAUCCCUUCGCAAUGCCCUCAAGACUGCCAUGAAGUCAAAGGACAGACCUGCAGCCAGUUGCCUGAAGUCAGUCUUAGCGGAUGUCACGAAUGCCGCCAAGUCUGGACCAAACCCCAAUGAGCCCCCAACUCAUGAAAGCGUUAUCAGCGUUCUGCGCAAAGGAAUUGCCCAGCGCACUCAAGCUGCCGAGUCAUACGCGCCUUCGUCUCCCUCUGCCCACCCCGAAAAUCAUGCUUCCUUGACUAACGAAAUCUCUCUCCUUCGAUCUUUCCUCCCAGCUGCCCCUUCUGAAGAGGUAUUGCAAUCAAUCAUCAAGAAGACUAUCGAAUCGUUACCUGAAGACGUACGAUCAUCAAAAGGGGCCGCUGGCAAAGUGUUACAAGCGCUGUGGGAGGAACUGGGCGAAAGUAAGGCCGCGGUGGAUAAGAAGGCUGUUGGAAAAUGGGUGCAGGAAGCCUUGAAAGCUUAAUCAGGCAUACUGGAUACGUGCGUAAUGCAUGCAUACAUAGUCUCGUACGUAUACGCCGUGCGGAGCAGUUUAUGCUGUUGCAAGGCGUGGCGGCCUGCCGCUAUGUAAUGACAGUUCGAAAUGUCAUUGCAACAUGGAAUGAACGAAUCCGACGACG
Messenger RNA from Cryptococcus deneoformans JEC21, 841 nucleotides. RefSeq lists its product as hypothetical. Gene Ontology annotation, molecular function: carbon-nitrogen ligase activity, with glutamine as amido-N-donor. The transcript is spliced from 3 exons. NCBI's taxonomy places the organism in Eukaryota, Fungi, Basidiomycota, Tremellomycetes, Tremellales, Cryptococcaceae. Gene Ontology annotation, cellular component: mitochondrion. The record is from RefSeq and is a predicted model, not a curated record. Bases 139 to 684 code for a protein of 181 amino acids.